AUGUAUAGAACAAUUCAAAUAGAAGGACGUGUUGUAGAACUUCAAAUUUGUGAUAUUUUAUAUGAUAACAAUUUCAACCCAAAAAGUAAAGAUUUUGAUAUCAUUUUUAUUCUUCAUGAUGACUCAAAUAAAGAGGUAACUGAUAAAAUUUUUGAAAUGAUUGAAUCUUUAGAUAUUCUACCUCAGUCAAGUCGUUAUCUUGUCAUUACUAAAACUGAUCUUGAUGAAUCGUUUCAUCAGCAAAAAGCACCAAAUGUUGACCGUUUUAAAAUUCAAUAUCGUUUCGAAAAAGUUUAUUUUGUAUCUUCAUUAACAGGUGAUGGUGUUGAUGAACUCUUUACUUCAGCAGUUUCCAAAAAUAUUAAUUCAAGAGAGUCUGAGCAAUGUUUCACUGAUAAAAAACAAAAGAAUAAAUGUAUGGUGAUGUAA
Molecule: messenger RNA, 429 nt
Organism: Entamoeba dispar SAW760
Lineage: Eukaryota; Evosea; Mastigamoebida; Endamoebidae
Exons: 1
Coding region: 1-429 (142 amino acids)
Source: RefSeq, a predicted model, not a curated record